Messenger RNA from Xyrauchen texanus (razorback sucker), 1598 nucleotides. It is a transcript of the gene ankrd33aa, whose product is annotated as ankyrin repeat domain 33Aa. The coding region runs from base 199 to 1554 and encodes 451 amino acids. The transcript has 6 exons. Gene Ontology annotation, molecular function: protein binding. NCBI's taxonomy places the organism in Eukaryota, Metazoa, Chordata, Actinopteri, Cypriniformes, Catostomidae. The record is from RefSeq and is a predicted model, not a curated record.
GCACGGCUCUGUCCUACGGGAUUAGACAGCCUACAGUAAGAAUCCAUAUUCAGAGGACUUUACAGACACAGCAGGAGCAAUGGUCAGAUCUAAUUAAACCUUCUUCUGAGCACUUUUAAUGGAGCCCAAUGAGCAAUAAGGAUGCUGAUGAUGACAAGGUGCCUGGCGAGCGUGUGAGUCCUGGCUCGUGCUGGCCAGAUGGCUGAGGUGAAAGUCAUGAUGUAUGAGGAUCCAAAUCUGGGCUCUGGUCCAGAUGAGGACGCCUCUGAGUUUUCCGUUUCAGAGAGUGAUUCAGAUACCGGGAGCGUGCUGUCGGAUGACUCUGUCCUCCCCAUCUAUGAGCGGAAAGAAGCCAGUGGAGGCCCUACCAACACCUUGUACCAGGCCUGUGCCAAGAACAAUGCGGCAACCCUCCGCAGAGUUCUGGAAAGGGGUGUUACAAAAGAUGAAGUCAUGGAACUAGACAUAAAUGGCAGGAACGGUCUGAUGUUGGCAGUCUCAAAAGGCUUUGUGGAUAUUGUGUAUGGACUGAACCAGUGCCCAUUUCUGGAUAUUAAUCACCAGGAUAAUGAUGGCAACACUGCCCUCAUGUUCGCUGCACAAGCUGGUUUUGAAACCAUCCUCACCUACAUCCUGAACUUCUUCUCUGGGGUAGAGAUGGAGCUCAGGGACAACCGAGGCUUUACCGCACUCCUCAAGGCAGCCAUGCAGGGUAGUGAUGACUGUGUGGCCUCACUGCUCAUGGCUGGGGCUGACAUUAAUGUAGUAGAUGCCACAAGGGGGAAGGAUAUACGAGAAUGGGCUCUGAAAACAGGUCGCUUUGACACAUUACACAAGCUUAGGCGACUGAACAGCAGGCCUCGGGCAGAACAGUUCUGUGAAAAAUUUGUCCCAGAGUGGCCAGAUCUGAAACUGCUAGUGGCCAAGGCCACAGCCUCAAAAAGCACAGGACAGAAAGUCGCCCAUCACAUGAAGUCUACUUUCAGCUUCAGUUUUCCACAAGACCCCCAGGAUAAUAGCAUUAUGGACCAUAUGGUGCGAAUCACCACCAGCAUUCACAGUCCCUUGGUGGUCACUGGAUGCCGUCCUCUGUGUCCCUCAAGCCCACCAGAAAUUGGCAAGAGACGCCUGGCUGUGCCUGAACUGAUGCAGAUGCACUCAGACAAAAACCUGGAGGAUCACGUGAUACGGCACAGUAAUGGCUCCACCUCUGUUUCAGGAUCCUCUGGCUCUUCUGUCUCGCUGGCCUCCUGCUGCUCUGACUCGGAGCUGAGAGGCAGCGUGCUCUCAAUGACUUCUAAUGGCAUCCGCAAGUUUGUCCCGCGUAGCAUGGCUCGUCGAAAUUCUGUGUUCCCUGCUGGCUGCAUCCCCCAAAUCAAAGUGACCAAAUCUGGAGAGCCAACACCCAAGAAGGAGAAGAAGAAGAAGAAAUCCAAAUAUCAUUUAGAGGCACCGAUAUGGAAGUACAAGGAGGCUAAAGUGGAGAGGGGAAAAAAGGAAAAGGAAAAAGCAGAACAAGAGAAGACUAAAAAGAAGAUGCACGCUUACAGCUAACUGAGAUUCCUCUUUGCCUCACUGGACCACAUGAGAGGCUUCAA